Molecule: messenger RNA, 554 nt
Organism: Strongylocentrotus purpuratus (purple sea urchin)
Lineage: Eukaryota; Metazoa; Echinodermata; Echinoidea; Camarodonta; Strongylocentrotidae
Product: proteasomal ubiquitin receptor ADRM1-like
Exons: 3
Coding region: 56-373 (105 amino acids)
Source: RefSeq, a predicted model, not a curated record
UCACUCUGAGUUUAUUAUCAUCCAGCAGUUUCGGAAGAACGUCACUUCGUUCAAAAUGAAGCCAAUGAUGUUCACUGUUUGUGUCGUGCUGUGUGCAAUGCUGCUCACAGUCGAAGGUCGAAGUCGCCACAAGCGAUCUUCUAGUAGUUCGGGCAGCACCAGCACCAGCACCAGCACCAGCGGUAGCAGCAGCGAUAGCAGUGAAGAAACCGCGGCGGUUACUCCAGCACCAGCUCCUACCGCAGCUCCCGCUCCGGCUACCGCAGCUCCAGCUCCGGCUACCGCAGCCCCUAACCCCGGUCUGCCCCUGCAGCGACGAAUCCAGCAGGGCCGCCAAUGGAUCCGACGAUUCCUUAAUAGCAGAAGGUCAUAGGCCGCUUUCCGACAUCUCCACUCAUGUUUUCCGCCUCUUCGCAAGUUAUUGCGAUGAGCAGAUGAGCAGAUGAGCGGAUGAAUUUAUAACACCAUAUAAUAAUCACAGUAUUUCUGCCACGUAAUCUCUAAAGCGAAAAUCAACUUAACUGAUCUAUCAUGUUUAUAGGACAUCGUCUUUG